GUGCGCCAAAGCAAACGUUUUGUUUAUGUGAGCAGCACGGAGCUUCGAGCGGCUUCGAUUUUGCGAAAAUAUCCACCAACACCAUCGUCAAUAAAAUGCCGGAGGAAGUUGCAUCCACAUCGUCCGCAACGGGUGCACCAAAGGAAGCGGAGGGCAAGAAGAAAAGCCUUCCCUGGAUCGAGAAGUACCGACCACAGCGGUUCGAGGAAAUUGUUGGCAACGAAGAAACAGUCGCCCGGCUGGGAAUAUUCGCUUCACAGGGCAAUGCUCCUAACAUUAUCAUUGCGGGACCCCCGGGUGUGGGUAAAACGACGACCAUCCUCUGCCUGGCACGCAUCCUGCUCGGGCCCAACUUCCGCGAGGCCGUGCUCGAGCUGAACGCUUCCAACGAGCGCGGUAUCGAUGUGGUACGCAGCAAGAUCAAAAUGUUUGCACAACAGAAGGUAACGCUGCCCCGCGGCCGGCACAAGAUUGUAAUCCUGGACGAAGCGGAUAGCAUGACGGAGGGGGCCCAGCAGGCGCUGCGGCGAACGAUGGAAAUCUAUAGCAACACAACGCGCUUUGCGCUAGCCUGUAAUACGAGCGAAAAGAUCAUCGAACCGAUCCAGUCCCGGUGUGCGAUGCUGCGCUUCUCGAAGCUAUCCGAUGCCCAGGUGCUGGCCAAGGUGGUGGAGAUCUGUCAGCACGAGAAUCUCAGCUACGAUGAGGAUGGGCUGGAGGCGAUCGUUUUCACCGCGCAGGGUGAUAUGCGCCAGGCGCUGAACAAUCUGCAAUCGACGGCGAACGGGUUCGGUCACAUUAGUGGCGCGAACGUGUUCAAGGUGUGCGAUGAGCCGCAUCCGCUGCUCGUGCAGGAUAUGCUGCAGCAUUGCGUCAAGGGGGACAUCCACAAGGCGUACAAGAUCAUGAGCAAGCUGUGGAAGUUGGGGUAUGCGGCGGAGGACAUCAUCGGGAACGUGUUUCGCGUCUGCCGGCGGAUGGAUAUGAACGAGAAGCUGAAGCUGUACUUCAUCCGGGAGAUUGGCGAAACGCACAUGAAGAUUGUGGACGGGCUUAACUCGCUGCUGCAAAUGUCCGGUCUGUUGGCUCGCAUGUGCGAAGCUUCCUACGAGCAUUCCUAGGGCGUUAAGUGUUGGUAAAAUGUAAUAAAUUUAAGAAACGAA
Messenger RNA from Anopheles arabiensis, 1163 nucleotides. It is a transcript of the gene RfC4, whose product is annotated as replication factor C subunit 2. Gene Ontology annotation, cellular component: nucleus; DNA replication factor C complex. The transcript has 2 exons. The record is from RefSeq and is a predicted model, not a curated record. The coding region runs from base 96 to 1121 and encodes 341 amino acids. Gene Ontology annotation, biological process: DNA-templated DNA replication; DNA repair. NCBI's taxonomy places the organism in Eukaryota, Metazoa, Arthropoda, Insecta, Diptera, Culicidae. Gene Ontology annotation, molecular function: DNA binding; ATP hydrolysis activity; DNA clamp loader activity.